Malus domestica (apple) is the source of this 3515-nucleotide messenger RNA. Its product is annotated as phototropin-2-like. Gene Ontology annotation, molecular function: ATP binding; protein serine/threonine kinase activity. Gene Ontology annotation, biological process: protein phosphorylation. Gene Ontology annotation, cellular component: plasma membrane; cytoplasm; nucleus. Lineage: Eukaryota; Viridiplantae; Streptophyta; Magnoliopsida; Rosales; Rosaceae. The record is from RefSeq and is a predicted model, not a curated record.
AAGAGCCUUAUCUUCCUCUCCAUCUCUUUUCCUAUCUUUGCAGCAAUGCACCAGCCCCAUAUAUAGAAAAAAAAACCUACCACAAGUACAAACCUUUUUAGUUUUUACACUAUAUCUGAUACCGUACGGUAGAGACGAUCGCAGAGGAACAGAUUAUGUAAUUCAUCAGGACUGGUGGUUCUUAUGAAUUCUGCCAUUUUUGUCGAUUUGUUGGAACUGGGCAUGGCUGCCUUCAUUGCUGUCAAAGCUCAGUGAAAACUUUAUAUUCUGAGACAUCAAACUCGAUUUUCGAGCAGGUCCUUCCAUGCAAAGUUUCAAUUUUCAGUGGUGAAUUUUCUGUUUCCAAUGGAGGUCUUGAAUCUGAAAGAUGUUGGAGCAAACCCUAGCAACAAGCAAGCUGCUGAUAUUGUGGAAAGUGGAUCAGGAAGCACUUCUGCUCCAGCUGGUAGAAGGGAUUCCAUCAACAAGUGGAUGGCAUUCAGAACUGAUCAGGCUUCGGCUGAUCCUAAAAGCACUUCUGCCACUGGUUCAAAUGGAGGGUAUGCUUCCAAUUCCGGCAACAACCAGAUUAUCACAGAGAAGGAAACAAUAGCAGCAAGAACAGCUGAGUGGGGUGUGGUUGUGAAAUCAUCAGACAUUGGAGAAGGAAGCUUCACGGGCGUAUCUGGAAGGAAAACUUCAUCGGGGAGAUUUGAUUCGUCUGCAAGGAGUUCUGAGGACUCAAAUUAUGGGGGUGAGAUGGGAAAUAUUCCUAGGGUAUCUAAUGAGUUGAAGGCAGCUCUGUCAACACUUCAGCAGACUUUUGUUGUUUCUGACGACAAACCUGAUUGCCCAAUUAUGUAUGCUAGUAGUGGCUUCUUUGGGAUGACUGGGUACUCUUCGAAGGAGGUCAUUGGCAGGAACUGCCGAUUUCUUCAGGGACCGGAAACGGACCGGAACGAAGUGGCGAAAAUCCGAGACGCAGUCAAGACCGGGAAAAGCUACUGCGGUAGGCUCUUCAACUACAAGAAAGAUGGAACACCCUUCUGGAAUCUUCUCACCAUUACCCCAAUCAAAGAUGAGAAAGGAAACACCAUCAAAUUUAUUGGAAUGCAGGUUGAGGUCAGCAAGUACACAGAAGGAGUGAAUGACAGGGCACUGAGGCCGAAUGGAUUGCCGAAGUCGCUAAUCCGCUAUGAUUCUCGCCAGAAGGAGACGGCGUUAGGCUCCAUUACGGAAGUUGUCCAAACAGUAAGACAUCCACGUUCUCACAUCCAGGAUGUGCGUCAUGACACUGCCAGCAUUCAUGAGGAGCAGGACAGCCUCAACGCUGAUUAUGUUCUGCCUAAAUCUGCUGCAACUGCAAGUAUGAGUACACCUGGUAGACAAACUCCUCAAUCGGAUGUGAAAGGCGAUAAAUUUCGCAGCAUGAGCUCUCCUAUUGAUGCUGGCAAAAUAUCUCGAAAGUCAGGACGCACUUCCUCUAUUGGAUUUAAAACACGGUCUCUAAGCUCUGCAAGCAGGCAUGAAAAAGAACCUAUUAUUGAACCGGAGGUUUUGAUGACCACAGAUAUAGAGCCCUCUGACAAUUGGGAUGGUACUGAAAGAGAAAGGGAUAUACGCCAAGGAAUUGACUUGGCAACCACAUUGGAACGCAUUGAAAAGAACUUUGUGAUUAGUGAUCCUAGAAUUCCAGAUUGCCCCAUUAUAUUUGCAUCUGAUAGCUUCUUAGAACUGACAGAAUAUACCCGUGAAGAAAUUUUGGGAAGAAAUUGUCGUUUUCUCCAGGGACCUGAAACAGAUCAAGCUACUGUCGCAAAGAUAAGAGAUGCCAUUAGAGAACAAAGGGAAAUUACUGUACAGUUGAUCAACUAUACAAAGAGUGGAAAAAAGUUUUGGAAUUUAUUUCAUUUGCAGCCCAUGCGUGACCAGAAGGGUGAACUUCAAUAUUUCAUUGGUGUCCAACUGGAUGGGAGUGGUCAUGUGGAACCUCUGCGAAAUCGCCUAUCAGAGACCACAGAGCUAGAAGGUUCUAAAUUGGUCAAAGCUACAGCACACAAUGUUGAUGAGGCUGUUCGAGAACUUCCUGAUGCCAACUUGAAACCAGAAGAUUUAUGGGCAAUUCAUUCUCAGCCUGUCUUCCCAAGGCCUCACAAAAGGGAAAAUCCUUCUUGGACAGCAAUACGGGAGAUUACUGCUCGCGGUGAAAAAAUUGGUCUACAUCAUUUUAAGCCCAUAAAACCAUUGGGAUGCGGUGAUACUGGAAGUGUACAUUUGGUGGAACUACAAGGUACAGGUGAACUGUAUGCUAUGAAGGCAAUGGAGAAGUCAAUAAUGUUGAACCGUAACAAGGUUCACCGAGCAUGCAUUGAGAGGGAGAUAAUUUCGCUACUCGACCAUCCUUUUCUUCCCACACUGUACACCUCAUUUGAGACUUCCACACACGUUUGUUUGAUAUCAGACUUUUGCAGUGGUGGAGAGUUAUUUGCUUUACUUGACAAGCAGCCGAUGAAAUUAUUUAAGGAGGAAUCUGCGAGGUUCUAUGCGGCAGAGGUGGUUAUUGCAUUGGAAUAUCUUCACUGUCUAGGAAUAGUAUAUCGCGACCUUAAGCCUGAAAAUAUUUUACUCCAUAAGGAUGGGCAUAUUGUCUUAACAGAUUUUGAUUUGUCGUUUAUGACAUCAUGUAAACCCCUGAUUAUAAGGCAUCAAUCGCCUAACAAGAGAAGAAGAUCGAGGAGUCAACCACCACCAACAUUUGUUGCAGAACCAGUCACACAAUCAAAUUCAUUUGUUGGAACUGAAGAGUACAUUGCUCCUGAAAUUAUUACUGGUGCAGGCCACAGCAGUGCUAUUGAUUGGUGGGCUCUUGGUAUUUUGUUGUAUGAGAUGCUGUAUGGCCGUACACCUUUCAGGGGUAAAAAUAGGCAGAGGACGUUCACCAACAUCCUGCACAAAGAUCUCACGUUUCCAGGCAGUAUUCCGGUUAGCCUUGCAGCACGGCAGUUGAUAAAUGCAUUGUUGCAGAGAGACCCAGACGCACGUUUAGGAUCCAAUACUGGUGCAAAUGAAAUCAAGCAACAUCCUUUCUUCCGUGGAAUUAAUUGGCCUUUGAUUCGUUGCAUGAGCCCUCCGCCAUUAGAAGCGCCUCUUCAACCUAUUGAAAGAGAUCCAAAGGCCAAGGAUAUAACGUGGGAAGAUGAUGGAGUCCUUGUAAAUUUAGCGGAUUUGGAUAUUUUCUAAAGGACAAGGUCUUUUCCCCCAGUCUUCCUGUACAGCAAACCUCUCCUUCGGAGCAUGAAAUUCAAAUCUUUCAGGCGGAAAGAAACGGAUAAGUGAGUUCGUGUCUGGGAUGGGUGCAGUAAGUUGUAUAGGAAACCAACAGAGAAGUAGAACUUACAACGAGCGAUCAUAUUUAACCGCGAAUAAAUGUUAAUUAGAUUGAAAUUAAUACAACUUAGAUAUGAUGUUAAUAUGAAUGCAUGCCAUAAACCCUGAAGUUCAUGUUUAAUUAUAUAUUGGACUCCAUUUACCUUCAA